AUGGCCAUUUUAUCGCGGAACAGCACGACCCAGCUGCCGCUGUUUGACAUUCGACUCCGCACAAACGACCGCAAUGUCGUUGUCGUCAAAGGCUCUCCCGACGUGGCACCGUCGGUCCAAAUCGCAGGCGCAAUUGUCCUCGCUACCGUGGAGCCCAUCUCCAUCAAACGCAUCCAACUUAAGUUAUACGCGACCCUGCGUCUCGACUGGUCAGAGAACAUCACCACGCCGCGAGGACCCCAGGUCCGCAACCACAAGUACGAGAAGCAGCUCUACGAGAAGACAUGGGACGACAUCUGGGCGCCGUUCCAAGCAUCGUCCAACACCCUGCGUCAGGGCAAUCACGAGGUCCCGUUCGACUGUAUUCUUCCCGGUGAGAUUCCCGAGAGUAUCGAGGGUCUGGAAGGAGGAAUGGUGGUGUGGAAGCUGGCUGCCACGAUUGAGCGUGGCCGGUUCUCCAACAACAUUGCAAAAAAACAACAUCUACGAGUGGUUCGGACUCUUGGACAUGACAAUGUUGAGCUGACGCAAACCAUGUCCAUCAACAACGUGUGGCCCAACAAGGUGGACUACGAGUUUUCGUUGCCGUCAAAGGCUGUGGCUGUGGGCUCAUCGACCCCCGUGCACCUUUCCAUGACGCCACUGCUCAAGGGACUGAAGCUGGGGUCCAUCAAAAUGACGCUGGUGGAGAUCUCCGUGCUGACCACCCCGUUUGGCCACAACAAGCAGGUAGAAAAGGUGGUGGCCAACAAGACGAUCGAGGCGACAGCCGACGGCUACGAGGGCCACGACUUGUGGGAGGUUGACGACUUUUUCCCUAUCCCGCCGUCGCUCUCCAAGGUGACGCAGGACGCCGAGGUGCCCAAUCUCAUCAAGGUGACGCACAAGUUCAAGUUUGUUGUUGGCCUGAAGAACCCCGGUGGGCACACGUCGGAGCUUCGAGCUUCCCUGCCUAUCCACAUUUUCAUCUCGCCCAACGUUGCUGUUUCAUCGCAUAAUCCCGAUCCUGAAACUAACGGAGGCGCUAGCCAAACAGAGGAGGAUACGCUGUUUAGCAACACCGGUGGCUCGUCCAACAACGAAAACCUGUUGCUAGAAGACGCGCCACCCACGUACUCGGACCACAUUUAUGACCGGCUGUGGUCGGAGAUUUCCAUUUCGGCACUCAACACACCCAUGGCUUCGGGCGCCAAUACGCCGAUCGUGUCGCGGCGCAACUCACUGGACAUGGAUGCAUUGGCGCCCAACCUCGCGGCAAUGUCGAUGGACAACUUGUUCCACCGCGCGCACCCGCCUGUGUCUCACAAUGGCUCGUCUGUGCCGUCCGUGCCCGGUUCGCCCUCCCCUGCAUCUGGCGGCCAGGACUACUUUUCUAUUCCGCACGAGACGUCUGUGCCAUCGACACCCGGAGUGGUGAUGCGGGGCUUUGACAGCGGCUCUGGGCUGCCCAGUCAGCAUAACAGCACCACGGACCUGGAGUCGUUGUCGCGGGUGCCUUCCUACGGCACUGCUCUCAAGUCUCCGGCUCGUCAGACCAUCGAGGAGUCGCCGUACUAUCCCUCUAGCGAUGCAAAUAGAGGGGUGCGGCAAACAUUAUCCCCUGGUGCUGGUGCUACGGCUUCGUCUGGAUCUUCUCCUCGACUGCCGUCUUCUCCUUCGUUUUCAGGCAAGGUGACGCCCAACGGGUCUAAGAACCACAGUCGCAACGGGUCGGCCAUGCAGACGCCGUUUUCCCAGAGCAUUUCAAGUUUCCUCACCAGGAAUCAUUCGUCCAGGAGUUUGUUAGAAGAGGCAAGCAAGAAGCUAAAGAAGCCAGCUUAG
Molecule: messenger RNA, 1821 nt
Organism: Yarrowia lipolytica CLIB122
Lineage: Eukaryota; Fungi; Ascomycota; Dipodascomycetes; Dipodascales
Biological process (GO): ubiquitin-dependent endocytosis
Cellular component (GO): cytosol; cytoplasm; plasma membrane
Molecular function (GO): protein-macromolecule adaptor activity; ubiquitin protein ligase binding
Source: RefSeq, a predicted model, not a curated record